AUGCCUAGUGCACUCCCGGCAGCGCCGUUUAUCGCCCUCAUUCUUCUUCUCUUGACGGUCCCGCACCACUGGCGGAUGCGCAGUUUCCCGACGCUGGCGAUAAUAGUGUGGCUUUCGCUGCAUAAUCUCAUAGAGGGGGUGAGCGCGGCAGUCUGGGACGGGAAUGUAGACCCCCGGGGGCUGCCGGCGAAGGUCUAUUGCGAUAUCACCACGAAACUGCUCCUGGGGGCGGAGGUCGGCUUGCCGGGGUGCUGCCUGUGUCUUGCGAGAAGACUAUACAGGAUUGUGUCUGGAUACGGCGAGCUCUCUGGUGCGGAGCGCUGUCUAUAUGACCGCGUCAUCGACAUUUGGCUUUGCUGGGGGAUGCCAAUCCUAGUCAUGGCUCUUCAUAUCAUCGUCCAGGGUCACCGUUUUGACCUUAUCGAGGACAUCGGUUGCCAACCCGCGAUAUACUUCUCGUGGCCGUCGCUCCUUAUCCUCAACCUCACCGUCUUCCUCUCCGGCAUUCUUUCUCCUGUCUACUCCGCCUGUACCUUCUACAAACUUUAUACCCGUCACCGCACUGUCCGCGUGCGCAUCCAGUACCACAGCAACAGCGCUGGCAGCAAGUAUGCCAUGACUUUCGAGUCUUUUGUUCGCCUGGUUAUCAUCACCUUCCUUAUAGGCACACUCACGACCGCGUUCGUAGCUUACGUUGCAUACAGCGCGUUCUCUGAGGAGGGCCUGCAGCCAUGGACCUCGUGGGCCGACGUGCAUGAUGGAUUUGGCAACAUCUGGCAGUAUCAUCUCGUGGACUUCGAACAUGAAGACCUCGUGGAGCUGUAUCUCUUCUGGUGGCUCUGGCCUGCCGGUAGCGCGGUGUUUUUCGUGUUUUUUGGGCUCAGCGCAGAGGCGCGGGCGGAGUGGCGGGAGCUGUUCGGGCGGCUGGGCCUCACACGCCAGAGGUCCGCAACAGUAACCUUCUCGGUGGACAGUUUCAAGUUUGACUCGGCCUCGGACGCAGAGAAGGGCACAGCUUGGAGCGCGGUUAUGGAUGUGAAGCACGAAUCACUCCCGCCCACGCCCCCGCCAAAGCCUCCGAAGCCCAAGCCAGCCGUGAAGCCGCUGGAGGUGCUGGUAACAGUGAGCGUCGAGGCGCCCGUUAUACGGCUCCUCCCGGUCCGGCCGCUGCCGCGUCCCCCGCCGCGUGUGGCCGGCGAGUAG
This is a messenger RNA of Mycena indigotica, 1203 nucleotides long. RefSeq names its product Fungal pheromone STE3G-protein-coupled receptor. The transcript is spliced from 3 exons. Gene Ontology annotation, molecular function: mating-type factor pheromone receptor activity. Bases 1 to 1203 code for a protein of 400 amino acids. The record is from RefSeq and is a predicted model, not a curated record. Gene Ontology annotation, biological process: G protein-coupled receptor signaling pathway. Lineage: Eukaryota; Fungi; Basidiomycota; Agaricomycetes; Agaricales; Mycenaceae. Gene Ontology annotation, cellular component: membrane.